UUCUGACUUCAAGUUUGUACACGUAAGUCUUCCUCAAAGUUGGGCGGAAAUCGUGUGUGGCUGUAUACUUCUGUUGUCUGUGACAAGCAGUUAAAGAAAUAAGAGAGGAAAAAUCCGGGGCACAACAGGUGGCUUGUUGGAAAAUUCUGGGACACAGUCAACAGUUCUGUCUGAAUACAUGGAUAUUGAAAAUCUUUGACUAGGGUUUAAGAAAUACGGUGAGUGGACACACAGACUGGAACCUCUACAAGGCAGAGAAAUGCUAUCCUUCUGGGAUGUGGCCAUUGAUUUCUCUCCAGAAGAGUGGGAAUGCCUGGAGCCUGCUCAGUGGGAUCUGUACAGGGAUGUGAUGUUGGAGAAUUACAGACACCUUGUGUUCCUGGGUCUUGCUGUCUCUAAGCCAUUCCUGGUGACGUUUCUGGAGCAAACACAAGGGCCUUGGGAUAUGAAGAGACAAGCAGCAGCCACUAUGCAUGCAGAACUAAUGCCCAGUGAUCCUAACAAUUACAGCAAGCCCACGAAUUGUAAAUCACUCCUUAUUAAAGAACAAAGCAUAACUAUAGGGGAGAAACCCUACAAGUGUGGAGAAUGUGGUAAGGCCCUUGGUUCUUAUAAAACACUUUCUAUACACCAGAGACUUCAUACUGGAGACAAACCCUACAAGUGUGAAGAGUGUCAUAAGGCCUUUAGUACUCGCUCAUCACUUUUUAUACACAUGAAAAAUCAUACUGAUGAAAAAACCUACAAGUGUGAAGAAUGUGGCAAAUCAUUUUACUAUCCUUCAAUGCUGAAGCAACAUCAGAGAAUUCAUUCUGAAGAAAAACCCUACAAGUGUGAAGAAUGUGGAAAAUCCUUUUGCUUUCCCUCAUUCCUUAAGCAACAUCAAAGAAUUCAUUGUAGAAAAAAUGGCCAGCAGCAUAAAGAAUGUGUCAAAAGAUUUUCCUCUCCUCUACUCCUUCUGGAACAUGGGAAACCCUACAAGUGUGGAGAAUGUUAUAAAGCCUUUCGUUGUCAUUCAUCCCUUAUGAUACACCAGACAGUUCAUACUGGAGAGAAACCUUACAAGUGUAUAGUGUGUGGGAAAUGUUUUUCCUCACCUUCCUCCCUUAAAAGACAUGAAAUAUUUCACUCUGAAGACAACCCCUACAAGUGUGAAGAGUGUGGCAGAUGUUUUUCCUCAUCUUCUUGCCUUAGAAGACAUCAAACACUUCACUCUGAAGACAACCCCUACAAGUGUGAACAUUGUGGCAGAUGUUUCUCCUCAUCUUCAUACCUUAGACGACAUCAAAUAUUCCAUUCUGAAGACAAUCCCUAUAAGUGUGAAGAAUGUGGCAAAAGGUUUUCAUGGUCUAUAAGUCUUCAGGAACAUCAAACAAUUCAUACUGGAGAGAAACCAUACAAGUGUGAAAAUUGUCACAAAGUCUUUCGUUAUCGCUCAUCCCUGAGGAAACAUAAGACAGUUCAUAUUAGAGAGAAAUCCUACAACUGUGAAAAGGGUCCUAAGUGUUUUUCCUCAUCCUCAUACCUUGUACAACAUCAAGCAAUUCACUCUGAAGACAAUUCACACCCGAAUGUGGGAUAUGGCAAUGCCAUUGCUAAUGUUAAUGGACUUACUGAAAACAUGACAGUUCAUACUGGAGAGAAAUCUCUCAAAGGUCUUAUGUUGCAGGAUUUUCCCAGUCCAGUUCCAUUAGGGCAGCAGGAGGCCCCUGAUUGGACAGGGAAAAAGGAGGCAGAGCUAAAAGUUGCAGAGACAGAGAUUAUCUCAGGGGAGAAGGAGGAAGGCCUGCAUGGAGGCAGACAUGACCUGCUUGGCUUUAACCAGUUAUAAGUAGUAUAAGCUAUAGAGUUAGAAUAAUUGGGAUAAAGCUUUUAUCGUUAUCAAUUGGUUCUGAAAUUAAUGUAUUGGCAUCUUGUAUACUGGUAACUUAUUGAUACAUAAAUCUGAUUGGUUAAUUACAAGCUUCUAGAGUCUUGUUCCUGCUGGGUAAAUGGAUGUUGUUAUGGCUGACCACAGGGUGGAGGUGGGGGACUUGCUGGAGAUUGGCCAGUGUCAGGAGUGUUUGCCUGACCCUUGCCAGAGAGUUGGCAGGCAGAGAGCAACUCAAGCUCAGAGAGUUGGUGGUUUCUUUUUUAGUAUUUAUUGAAACAGUCUUAAAAAGUUUAUACUUCUUCAGCCCUUAAAAAACAUUAAAUAAUUCAUACUGAA
This is a messenger RNA of Mastomys coucha (southern multimammate mouse), 2209 nucleotides long. RefSeq names its product zinc finger protein 58-like. Gene Ontology annotation, biological process: regulation of DNA-templated transcription. Bases 260 to 1831 code for a protein of 523 amino acids. NCBI's taxonomy places the organism in Eukaryota, Metazoa, Chordata, Mammalia, Rodentia, Muridae. The transcript is spliced from 5 exons. The record is from RefSeq and is a predicted model, not a curated record.